Messenger RNA from Penicillium brasilianum, 1618 nucleotides. NCBI's taxonomy places the organism in Eukaryota, Fungi, Ascomycota, Eurotiomycetes, Eurotiales, Aspergillaceae. The record is from the annotation of a GenBank genome assembly.
UCAGCUUUGACUUCAGCGUCAGCGCAAAGAUUACUCCCUUUGGCCUUUAAAUUCAAGAUUUGAUCUGCCUAGGAUCAUCAUUGUAGUGUUUGAUGCUCCCAAGGUCCACUCGCUGAUCGCAAUGCCUAACAAUCGAGGCCCCAGCAAAGGCUGUCAGCGGUGUCGCGAAUUAAAAGUCAAGUGCGAUGAGAAUAGACCAUCCUGCUCUCGCUGCCACAAAGGUAACCACGAAUGUGCAUACCGAUCGCAAUUCGACCUCUUCCACCGAAAUCAGAACACGGUCGCCCAGGUGGCUGCAACCAAGAAAUGGCGCCAACGAGUGGAUAUCGAGCCCUCUAUGAACACCAUUGAGAUUAGUAUACCAAAGGCGCUUGGACCACCGUUGUCUGAACUUGCAUAUAAUCGCCUCUACUAUGAUUUUGUGAAUCCCUGGCCAGGAACUCUCGGCAGACUCCGCCAUCAACUUCGGGAGACGGCUCCAAAUUCUUGUUUGGUCUCUGUGGUGGCUGCAGUAGCUUAUGCCAAUUUCUACGGAAGGUGUAACUCGCAAGACGCGAAGAAAGCGAGUAGUGUGCAUUAUGGAUUGGCAUUGCAAAGGCUGGCAACGGCUAUGACUGACGCCAAAGAGAUGCAGCGUGAUGAAGUUCUCAUGGUCAUUUGGCUGAUGGGGAUGUAUGAGAUGCUCACUUCAGGCCGGCGUGACGGAUCUUGGAUCACACACAUGCUAGGCACACAGUCCGUGAUUGCCCAACAGGAUAGCACGAACUUCACGAAUGGCGAUUAUUAUCUCGCCAUCUUAUGUAUGAACUUGGUUAUAUACUACCUGAACGUGGCCAAGCCUCCUCCGGCACAACUACGGCAUUGGAUUCAGCGUUUUCCAUUCCCGAUGGACUUGAAGAAACGACUCGCCGUCACCAUGGCAGAUGCAGCAUCGACCUGUUCAGAAUUACGAGAGCGCACGAAGUGCAGGACAGCCAAUUUCACGGAAGAGCUGAUCUCGGCCGAUCUCGUUCUCGUUCAGGAAGCGCUCGCGAUAGAUCUCAGGCUUCAAUCUUGGUGUCACUCUUCCCCCCCAGAGUGGUCACCCGUUUCAACACAUCCUGUUACUAGUGACAACCGUUCAUCCUGGACCAGAGAACUUCUCGCCUCCCCCGGCGCACCCGAGUACGCUACCUCGUACUCUAACCGUCUAGCUGCAUGCGAUUGGAAUAUGUGUCGAGCGACCAGACUGUCACUACAACUGGAGAUCCUCUCUUUCAUAUCCACAUUUCCGUCUCCAAAUUUGGCUCUCAGCACCAUCAAGUCUCAUAGCCUGGACCUGAUCAUCACUCUCACCGACGAGAUUGCUUACUCGGUGCCGUUCGCCCUUGAUAUCUCACCCAACGGUACAUCUGACCCAGCCAGUUCAGAUCAAAUUCCUGGAUUAUCUGCAUACAGAAUUCUCUGGCCUAUCUUUACUAGCUCAAUGUGCUUCCGAAACGAGCUGGUUAGGAGUCGGGACUUGGCGCAGAGAGCGCAGAGAGCGCAGUGGUUCCAGACGAUAUUGCGGUUCUUGCGAGAUUCGAUGGGGAUUGCCAAGGUUGAUGUGUUCCUGAGAGAACAAAGUGUUAAUGCAUGA